This is a messenger RNA of Paramecium octaurelia, 1142 nucleotides long. The record is from the annotation of a GenBank genome assembly. NCBI's taxonomy places the organism in Eukaryota, Ciliophora, Oligohymenophorea, Peniculida, Parameciidae.
AUGGAUAAAAAGAGGGGCAGAUCAGCCAAAUAGAAAGCUAGUCCAGAGAAGAAAGAAGAGGAAGAAGAGGAAUUUGUUGUUGAAUCAAAAGGGAAACAAUAAAAAGGAAAAAAGAAAACUGAUGAUAAUGAAGGCAAGAAAAGUGAAUAGAAAAUAGAGAAAUAAUAGAAAAUAAAAGAAGUGGAAAAAAAAGUAAAAUAAGUUAACCAAGCAGAUGAAAAAUUUGAUUUAGGAGAUGGACGAUUUAAUACUCCAACAGUAAAAAUUUCAAGUUGGAAUAUUAAUGGAAUCAGAGCUGUCACAAAGCAUGAGUCAGCUGUUAAAUACUUAAAUGACUCUAAAGUAAUUUAUUACUUAUAAUUAAGUUUGAUAUAAUUUGUUUAAAUGAAUUGAAAGCUGAUUAAGGUGUAUUCGACAAAGAAAAUUUAGGCGCUAAAUUCGGAAAACACUAUUUUUUAUAUCUUAAUUUUUGUAAAUCUAAAGCUGGAUAUAGUGGAGUUGCUAUAGCAUCUAAGUAAGUUGAAAUGUAAUACUUAAUAGAGUCAAACCAAUAUCAGUGAAGUGCGAUAUUGGUGUAGAUAAGCAUGACCAAGAAGGAAGAACACUCACUGCUGAAUUCGAAAGGUUUUAUUUAGUUUCAUGUUAUGUUCCAAACUCAGGACAGAAAUUGGAAAGACUUGACUAUAGAACCAAGGAGUGGGAUGUUGAUUUCUAAAACUAUCUUGAAGGACUUAGAAAGAAAAAACCUACGAUCUUAUGUGGUGAUCUUAAUGUAGCUCACCACGAAAUAGAUCUUUCCAAUCCAGCUGGCAACAAGAAGACUGCUGGGUAUUUUCAUACUCUUAUUUUAGAUUUACUAUAUAAGAAAGGGAUCAAUUUUCCAAUUAUUUGUAAAAAGGAUGGGUUGAUUCAUUCAGACAUUUACAUCCUAAAGAAGUUAAAUAUAGCUUUUUUAGUGCAAGAAGUAAUAGCAGGUAACAAAAAUGGUUUAUUUUAGAUAAGAAAACAAGGGAUGGAGAUUAGAUUAUUUUAUCAUAAAUAAGGAAGCCUCUGAUGCCAUUACAGUAUCUGAUAUAAACUUAACUGUUGAAGGAAGUGAUCACGUACCGAUUGAGUGUGAAGUUGACCUUAGAAAAUUAUGA